AUGGUGGUCGGGGACAGGGUGGAGAAGGAAAAAUGGGGAGGUAAGGGGUCGAACUGGGAGAAAGUGAAGGAGCUGUUCGCAGAAGGGCUUAAGGUGAGGGUGACGGUGAGGGAGGUGAUUGUGGUGGGACAGAGGGGAAUUUGGCUAACCAUACUGGUGAAGUUGAGAGACGAAGAGGAAAAGUGGCAGGUGCUGGAAGCGAGAAGUAGGGCGGGGAAUAGAGUAGGGGUGAAAAUACACGAGGACAAGUCGGUGGAAAGGAGAGAUAGGGAGAAAGAAGAGAGAAAGGAGAAAAUAGAGGAGAGGUUACGUAGGAGUACAGAGAGAUCGGAGGAUGAGGAGAUAUCGAAGGAGAUGGAGGAUAAGUUGCUCGUCGAAGAUGAGUCCGAAGAGGAGAAGGAGGAAGGAGGAAAGAGGGCUAAAUAA
Messenger RNA from Temnothorax curvispinosus, 426 nucleotides. RefSeq lists its product as uncharacterized. Lineage: Eukaryota; Metazoa; Arthropoda; Insecta; Hymenoptera; Formicidae. The transcript is spliced from 2 exons. Bases 1 to 426 code for a protein of 141 amino acids. The record is from RefSeq and is a predicted model, not a curated record.